This is a messenger RNA of Drosophila bipectinata, 1638 nucleotides long. RefSeq lists its product as uncharacterized. The record is from RefSeq and is a predicted model, not a curated record. NCBI's taxonomy places the organism in Eukaryota, Metazoa, Arthropoda, Insecta, Diptera, Drosophilidae.
GCAGGAAUGAAGGACAGCAGCAGCAGCCACUCCUCGGGCGCCGGCAGCAACCCGGCGGGCCUGCCGUGCUCCACCGCCACGGCCUCCACUUCCAGCAAUGCCACGCCCAGUACGCCCUCCACACCAGUGACUGCCACGGCUGCUGUGGCCCCAUCCGAUCCCUCGACGGCGCCGCCGGCCCAGCAACAGCCGCGGGGCAAGAGCAACAUCCACGAGAUGCGGAACCAGGACUAUGUGAGUCGCCUGAUGGCCGCCACACCGCCCUACCUGUACUCAGCACCGGUGGGGCCGAACAACUUCUUCUUCAGCGACAUGCUGCGCUCCCUGGUCCAGGCGAGGAACAACGAGACGGCCCGGGUGUUGCAGCUGCAGCAGCAACAGCAGCAGCAGGCCCAGCAGCAGCAACAGCAGCAGGCCCAACAGCAGGCGGCCCUGGUGCGGCGCCCCAGGAAGAGGUCCUGGUCGCACCGUCCCUACUACGAGCAGCUCCGCGAGCGCCGCGAUGCCGAGGAGAAGCAACACCACCACCAGCAGCAGCAACUGCAGCAGAAUAUGGCGCCCGAGAAGCCUCUGGAACUGACUAACAAGGCCAUCGCUCCCUAUGGCUACCCCAAGAUGGAGACCAAGCCCACAACCACAGCCCCGCCAGCACCACCGGCCCCGACUUCGGCUCCCGCCCCACCCACAUCGACGGCGGCGAACGGCGGCAAGAACGCCUCGUUGGGCGGGGCAGUGGACAGCGUCCUGCAGGACAACACACCGCCGGCGGCCUCCCUGCCGCCCCAGGACCUGGUGCUGCCGCCGCCGCCUCCCGUCUGGUAUCCGCCACUGUACGCGCCCUACGGCAUCGAUCCGCUGCACUUCUUCAUCGACCUGCGCGUCUCCGGGCACAUCUACGACCGCAAGAAGGAGAACGUCUCGCCGCUCUCCAGCAGCAACGGCGGCGCGUCCAUCGCCGAGGAGAGCGCCCCCAGUGCAGGUCCUUGCUCCGGAGCCGGCACCGGCCAGUUCGCCAGCAGCCUGCUCUCCAAGCAGCGCCACGGCUCCGCCUUCACGGUGCCCAUUCCCAAGGCGGCCCAGAGCGAUGCCAUCAACCUCUGCGCCAAUGCCCAGGCUGGAGCGGGGGGCGUGGCAGGUUCGUUGGGUAGCAAGUUCGAGCACUACGCCAAGUACUACGACCUGGGCGAGGCGAAGGAGAACCACCCGGGAGCGGGGGGGAGCAGCACGGCCGCGAAUCUCUCGGCGGCUGCUGCGGCGGCGGCGGCUGCUGCCAACCUCUCCAAGUCGGGAGCCAGCUACAUGCUGCAGCACCUGCCACGCCUCUACAGUCAGUUCGCCGCCCACCAGGCGCAGGCCCAGAGCGGCCAGGAUGCGGACGCCAAGUCGGAGUCGGCCUCGGUGAGUGCCUCGCUCUCCGCGCCGGAUCUCUGCGACGAGGACUCGAUGGGCGGCCGCGGUUCCAGUGACACGGGCGCCGGGCUGGAGGGCAACUCCUCCCUGGAAGGCGGCACCGGUGGCGGGCAGGGCAACUGCGACAUCGACGUGGAGAUCAUCGACUCCAUCAAAUACCGUACGGAUGGCGAGAGCAGUCGCUGUUCCAGCAACGAUGAGGCCUCCAUCACCCAGAUCGAUUGAGGC